Messenger RNA from Nerophis ophidion (straightnose pipefish), 3906 nucleotides. RefSeq lists its product as uncharacterized. The coding region runs from base 175 to 1173 and encodes 332 amino acids. The record is from RefSeq and is a predicted model, not a curated record. Gene Ontology annotation, biological process: protein import into mitochondrial matrix. The transcript has 10 exons. Gene Ontology annotation, molecular function: transmembrane protein transporter activity. NCBI's taxonomy places the organism in Eukaryota, Metazoa, Chordata, Actinopteri, Syngnathiformes, Syngnathidae. Gene Ontology annotation, cellular component: mitochondrial outer membrane; mitochondrial outer membrane translocase complex.
UGUUUUCAAGGGGACAUAUUAUCUCGUGACACAUAACAGCCAGGAGAUCAGUCCCUUUCCUUUUAUCCCACCACGGCUCGUCAUUCACCAAAGAGUCUUACCAAUGUAUGGCUGUCGGUUUCUUACAGGAAUUUAAUGUAAUUUUGAACACGUUGAAGGAAUUUUUUCAGGCCCAUGGGCAGUGUUCUGGCUUUGUCUUCGGGUGCGGGUCACGAGAACUGGCCUUUUUCCACAGACCACCCUCCUUCUCGCUGGGAUGCACAUCCUGCUCACUGGUACAGCCCGCCACGCUGGGAGAGGAGAGAUGGACGCCUACCUAACCCAGGCAGCUUUCACUCCCUACACAGGAGUUGCAAAGAUGUGUUUCCUCAACAGAUUGAGGGAGUCAAGAUGAUUGUCAACAAAACUCUGAGCAGCUUCUUCAAGGUCAGUCAUACUCUCCACCUCAGUGCCGUCAGUCCUUCUUACUAUCGAUUCCACGUGGAACACCUGCAGUCUGACGAUUACAGCAAGGACAAGGAUGCACCUGCAUUAAUCGGUGAGAUGGAUUCCUCAGGAAGUCUGAACGCGCACGCCCUGCUGCAUCUCACUGAGCGUGUGCGAGCCAGAACUGUGUUCCAGACCCAGCAAUCCCAGUUUGUAACGUGGCAGUUUGAAACGGAGUACAGAGGAAGUGAUUUCACUGCUGCCGUCACGGUGGCUAACCCGGAUGUCCUUAGAGAAUCAGUUAUCCUUGUGGCUCACUUCCUCCAGAGUGUGUCGUCUGGUCUGGUGUUAGGAGGGGAGCUUGUCUACCACAGAGGCAGAGCAGAAGAGGGCGGAAUCCUCACGCUGGCUGGACAAUAUUCAAGACCUAACUGGGUGGUGACUCUAAAUGCUGGGAAAGGAGGAGCCCAUGCUAGCUACUAUCACAGAGCCAACAAACAGAUCCAAGUAGGGGUGGAGUUUGAAGCCAGUACCAGAACUCAGGAGACCACAACUUCAUUUGGGUAUCAGAUGGAACUUCCAGAAGCCAACAUGGUUUUUCGAGGUAUGAUUAACAGUCGCUGUAUCAUCGGAGGCGUGCUGGAGAAGCGUUUGAGUCCGCUCCCUGCCACCCUGAUCAUGGGUGCGUUUGUAAACCACCGUGGUGACAAACUGCAAGUAGGUCUCGGUGUCAAUGUGGGACAAUAGUACACAACUGACUGACAUGUCAGGGAUAACAAAACACAGAGAUUGCUCCCAUGAGCGGUCUCACCCUGAAUCGGGAUGAAGACCUGGAAGCAGCAGAGUACCAUAGGGUCUGAAAGUUUGCGUCUUGAGUCUGAGAACAAUUCCUGAAUUCUUGUACAGCAAUCUACCUCUGAAAAAAUAGGGGGGUUAUUUUUUUUAAUUUGGUUGCCAUCCAAAUUAGUGGAAAUGAUUAGAUUAAUUUAUUAAGGGACACAUUUUGUUACAAAAAACAUGAGGGAUUUACUGUCAUGGAAAGAGAGACUAUCGAAACAAUAUUUUUGUUAUGUUUUUGCCCAUUACUGGAAUGUGCUCAUUUUCUGCAUAUUAGGACACAAUCAUGCUAAUAUUAUUUGAAUUUGCAGACAAACUUAUUGGCCUAGGUAUAUACUGGACUGCACAGUAUGUGUUUUAAUGAUGCUGUUAUAAACCAAUUAGAGGACCAAGUAAUGAACUACCAGUAUAUGAAACAUACCGUAAAUGCUCUAAUUAUAGCCUCACCUAAAACACAAAGUACCAGUUAUUGAUUGGAACCAGAUGAUAAUUGGAUAAUUACAUUCAGAUUUUUUUUAAACUUUAAAAUGUUUUGAAAUGCAUAAGAAAACAUUUUUUUUGACCAUUUAUUAACAAGUACAUUAUACAACACAGCAGCAACAAAACCAAUGUUGUAGUAGUGGUAAGAAGCAAACUGCUCAGUCAGCUUUUAUAGUGCCGAUUAGGUCAUGGUAAAAAGCAGUGCAGCAAGUGUAAAAGUUUCACACCAGCAGCUCGGUAGCACAACCAACAUUUUAAAGCGUGUGCAGAGGUACAAACCCUGUUUCCAAAUGAGUUGGGUAAUUGUGUUAUAUGUAAAUAUAAACGGAAUACAAUGAUUUGCAAUUCCUUUUCAAUCCAUAUUCAGUUGAAUGCAAUACAAAGACAACAUAUUUGAUGUUCAAACUCAUGAACUUUUUUUUUUUGCAAAUAAUCAUUAACUUAGAAUUUCCUGGCUGCAACACGUGCCAAACUAGUUGGAAAAGGGCAUGUUCACCACUGUGUUACAUCAUUUUUUCUUUUAACAAUACUCAAUAAACACUUGGGAACUGAGGAAACUAAUUGUUGAAGCUUUGAAAGUGGAAUUCUUUCCCAUUCUUGUUUUAUGUAGAGCUUCAGUCGUUCAACAGUCCGGGGUCUCCGCUGUCGUAUUUCACGCUUUAUAAUGCGCCACACAUUUUCGAUGGGAGACAGGUCUGGACUGCAGGCGGGCCAGGAAAGUACCCCCACUCUUUUUUAUGAAGCCACGCUGUUGUAACACUUGUCUUGCUGAAAUAAGCAGGGGCGUCCAUGAUAACGUUGCUUGGUUGACAACAUAUGUUGCUCCAAAACCUGUAUGGACCUUUCAGCAUUAAUGGUGCCUUCACAGAUGUGUAAGUUACCCAUGCCUUGGGCACUAAUACACCCCCAUACCAUCACAGAUGCUGGCUUUUGAACUUUGCGCCUAUAACAAUCCGAAUGGUUAUUUUCCUCUUUGUUCUGGAGGACACCACGUCCUCAAUUUCCAAAUAUAAUUUGAAAUGUGGAGUCGUCAGACCACAGAACACUUUUCCACUUUGCAUCAGUCCAUCUUAGAUGAGCUCAGGCCCAGCCAAGCCGGCGGCGUUUCAGGAUAUUGUUGAUAAAUAGGUUUGGCUUUGCAUAGUAGAGUUUUAACUUGCACUUACAGAUGUAACGACCAACUGUAGUUACUGACAGUGGUUUUAUUAAGUGUUCCUGAGCCCAUGUGGUGAUAUCCUUUACACACUGAUGUCGGUUUUUGAUGCAGUACCGCCUGAGAGUUUAAAAGUCCGUAAUAUCAUUGCUUACGUGCAGUGAUUUCUCCAGAUUCUCUGAACUUUUUGAUGAUUUUACAGACCGCAGACGGUAAAAUCCCUAAAUUCCUUGCAAUAGCUCGUUGAGAAAUAUUAUUCUAAAACUGUUCGACAAUUUGCUUACAAAGUGGUGACCCUCGCUCCAUCCUUUUUUGUGAAUUACUUAGCAUUUCAUGGAAGCUGCUUUUAUACCCAAUCAUGGCACCCAACUGUUCCCAAUUAGCCUGCACACCCGUGGGAUGUUCCAUACAAGUGUUUGAUGAGCAUUCCUCAACUUUACCAGUAUUUAUUGCCACUUUUCCCAACUUCUUUGUCAUGUGUUGCUGGCAUCAAAUUCUAAAGUUAAUGAUUAUUUGCAAAAAAAAAAGUUUAUCAGUUCGAACAUCAAAUAUGUUAUCUUCGUAGCAUAUUCAACUGAAUAUGGGUUGAAAAUAAUUUGCAAAUAAUUGUAAUCCGUUUAUAUUUACAUCUAAAACAAUGUCCCAACUCAUAUGGAAACGGGGUUUGUAGAUAAAGCUGAUGGAAGAUGACCACUCAUGAUACUACCAUAUUUUGACAUCAUGAGUUUUCCUACAGCCACAUAUCUUGCUGCUAAAGUAUUAAAGGCCCCAGAGGUUAUUUCUCUUGCAGACCACACAACUGGUGCUCAUAGGAGACAUGACAAUUAAUUCAUUGGAGGCGUUAAUUGGAGUACUUACUGUAAGUGGAAAUACUGUAUAAUGCAACCUGCACUAUUGCACGUUUGGAUUAUGUGUUAUUUUUUUUUUUUUAAAUGUUAUUUAUCAAUGGAGGGAAGUUGAAGGUAUCGAAUGCAUAUUUUCAAUUAAUUUAUUAAACUGCUUUAUUUCUA